This is a messenger RNA of Gaeumannomyces tritici R3-111a-1, 2876 nucleotides long. Its product is annotated as protein phosphatase 2C Ptc2. The record is from RefSeq and is a predicted model, not a curated record. The transcript has 7 exons. Gene Ontology annotation, molecular function: cation binding; protein serine/threonine phosphatase activity. The coding region runs from base 652 to 2022 and encodes 456 amino acids. Lineage: Eukaryota; Fungi; Ascomycota; Sordariomycetes; Magnaporthales; Magnaporthaceae. Gene Ontology annotation, biological process: protein dephosphorylation.
GACAGCACGCAUUCCAUUGAUUCCCACCACCCUUUGUUGCAUCUUUUCUUUACUAUCCCGCUCGCCUGUAUCGCAUUUCACAGCCAUCCGCAUGUCACUCUACUGAUAUCAUUGCCUGCCUCUCCCGUGUGUCCCCUGAGAUGCGAUUUGUCUACUGUCGCGUGCCAGCAACCCCGCGCCUCAUCCACCGUAUUCCAAUCGCCGCAGCCAGCGACUGACUGACCUGGGAUCGACGAGGCCCAGGCCGCCGCAACCAGACAAGCCCUCCACUGCCCUGACCCUCACGGGCCCACACUCCCAGGUUGCCAGGCCCAGCGCCUCAGUUGAACCCCGCCCUCACUUUCCGCUCACGUCGAGGCUGCGCCUUUUCGCAAGAUCCCGUGCUAGGUUUGGCAAGCAACACAACCUGCCACAACUCCUCAGCAAGGGCCACCCGCUGGCGCCCCCAACGUUAGCCAUCCUCUCUGCUCUCAGCCAAUCCAGCCCCGAGACCUCCCGUUCCAACGUCAUUGUCUCCCAACUCUCACGGGAAAAUUUUGCCUCGGGUGUCGAGCCAGACUGUGAACACAUCCCACCCCCCUUCCAGACCACACCUCCAACCCUCCCUCCCGCCCCGGUCGCCCAACGAGCCAUCGCAAACAGAUCGCCAGAAUGGGACAAACGCUCUCAGAGCCCGUCGUUGAGAAGGCAUCGGCCCACGGCGAGGAUGAACGAUUCAUCUAUGGCGUCUCUGCCAUGCAAGGAUGGCGUAUCAGCAUGGAGGACGCUCACACAACCGUGCUUGACCUCCUCGCCUCCACUCCCGAGGCCUCGAAGCAACACAAGGGCAAGCUGAGCUUCUUCGGCGUGUUCGACGGUCAUGGCGGCGACAAGGUGGCCCUAUUCGCUGGAGACAACAUCCACAAGAUCGUCCAGAACCAGGACACCUUCAAGACUGGCAACUACGAGCAGGCGCUGAAAGACGGCUUCCUUGCCACCGACCGCGCUAUCCUCAACGACCCCAAAUACGAAGAGGAGGUCUCGGGCUGCACAGCCUGCGUUGGCCUUAUAACCGACGACAAGAUCUACAUCGCCAAUGCCGGGGACUCGAGGAGCGUGCUUGGUGUCAAAGGCCGCGCCAAGCCCCUGUCGUUCGAUCACAAGCCGCAGAACGAGGGUGAAAAGGCGCGCAUUACCGCCGCUGGUGGCUUCGUCGACUUCGGUCGUGUCAACGGCAACCUCGCACUCUCGCGCGCCAUCGGUGACUUCGAGUUCAAGAAGAGUGCAGAGCUGGCGCCGGAGCAGCAGAUAGUAACUGCCUAUCCCGAUGUUGUUGUCCACGACAUGGGCGACGACGACGAGUUCCUCGUCAUUGCUUGCGACGGUAUCUGGGACUGUCAAUCCUCGCAGGCGGUUGUUGAGUUUGUUCGGCGGGGGAUCGCAGCCAAGCAGGACCUGGAGAAGAUCUGCGAAAACAUGAUGGACAACUGCCUGGCUUCCAACUCGGAGACUGGGGGUGUUGGUUGUGACAACAUGACCAUGGUAAUCAUCGGUUUCCUGCGCGGACGCUCCAAGGAAGAGUGGUACGAGGAGAUUGCGAGGAGGGUUGCGAAUGGCGACGGCCCCUGUGCUCCCCCAGAAUAUGCUGAAUUCCGAGGACCUGGCGUUCAUCACAACUUUGAUGAUAGUGACAGUGGGUACGAUGUCGACAUGGACCACUCCAAGGGCAAGAGCUUUGGGCUGGGAGGCUACCGGGGGAACGUCAUCCUCCUCGGCGAUGGGACCGAGGUGCUUACCGACACGGAUGACACGGAGAUGUUCGACCAGGAGGAUAAGGAUCUCGACAGCCAAGUCGCCAAGUCUCCCCCUACCACGGAGAAGGAGGGUUCUGCAGACAGCGCCGACGACAAGACGUCGACGGCCAAGCCAGACGCUGGCGUUAGUUCCGAGGCAAAGCCGGCCGAGGUAAAGCAGAUGAAGGAGGAGGAGCGGAGAGAGCCCGAGGCCCAGGCCGAGUCAAAGUCCACCAAGGCCGCAGCGUGAUUACAGCUGUUAAUUGUCGGAAGGCCUUCUCGCUUGCGACUCCUAUGCUUUCUCUGGCUUUGUUUUCUUACCUUUUCAUGUCCGGUUUGCGUGUAUUCCCCCAACCUUUCUGUUCGAUCUACCUUCCCCUCCUCCUCUUGGCUCUCUGCUUGGUACGAUUCCUGGGGUUUGGUCGUUUGUCGAAUAUAUCCUUGGUCAUGCUUCCCCCUCCCACGCGACAAAACAUCGCCCCUUCCUACAUCCUCUUUGAACCCUCACCCAGCACGUGCGGCUUUGGCUGCCCGCUUUGGCUGCACUCUUUCGGGCCUUUAGAGUAAUAACGAAACGGUCCAUCACCCCCGAUGUCGAAUCACGAACAAUUCCGCCCCAUGUCAUUUUAUUCUUGUUAUUUCCCUCUGUCCAUUUUGCGCAUCGCAUGACGGGACUACAGUGACACUCGCACGGAUUGCCGGCAAGGAAGCACCGUCUUGUUGUUUUCUUUGCCUGUCGGUACCGUCCAUUCCAAAAAGCAGGAAGUCAAAAGUUUCACGGUUGUGAGGGUGCCUAGGCAGCCAGGCUAUGUAGAAAGUUCCGCGUUCUGCCCGGGCGGGCGAGUGUGGCGGCGAGUUGUCGGCACCAGAGAAACUCUGCGAUGUCAUGACCUCCCUGUUCCUCAUCUGCCGUGGCGGGAUGGGUAUUCAGCGGGGGAGGCGCGACAUCUGGCAUGUUGAGACUGUUGAGGGGUGUCGGUUCAGGCAUGGCUUUCUAGAGACGGGAGUACCCAUAAGAACAGAGUCUAGCUUUAUUCACCUAAACCUCCUUUUGCCAGAGGAAAGUCUUGGGGAUGGCGCUGGUGUCUUGAACUGGUUACACCG